Molecule: messenger RNA, 1414 nt
Organism: Lactuca sativa (garden lettuce)
Lineage: Eukaryota; Viridiplantae; Streptophyta; Magnoliopsida; Asterales; Asteraceae
Product: glyceraldehyde-3-phosphate dehydrogenase GAPC1, cytosolic
Biological process (GO): glycolytic process; glucose metabolic process
Cellular component (GO): cytosol
Molecular function (GO): glyceraldehyde-3-phosphate dehydrogenase (NAD+) (phosphorylating) activity; NADP binding; NAD binding
Source: RefSeq, a predicted model, not a curated record
CGGUUCAUCCGCCGAAGCUUUAAAUACCAGUUGCCCCAAUCGUCUUUCAUAUCAUUCUCACACUCAUUUCUCUUUACAUUAUUUCUCUCUCUAAACCCUUCAAAACUCUACUCAAUCGCCAUGGGUUCUGACAAGAAGAUUAGAAUCGGAAUCAACGGAUUUGGAAGAAUCGGUCGUCUAGUUGCUAGAGUUGCUCUUCAGAGAGAUGAUGUUGAGCUUGUUGCUGUUAACGAUCCUUUCAUCUCCACUGAUUACAUGACAUACAUGUUCAAGUACGACAGUGUUCAUGGCCAAUGGAAGCACAAUGAACUUAAGGUGAAGGAUGAGAAAACCCUUCUCUUCGGAGACAAGCCUGUGACUGUAUUCGGUAUCAGGAACCCAGAAGACAUCCCAUGGGGUGAGGCCGGAGCUGACUACGUGGUGGAAUCCACCGGAGUCUUCACCGACAAAGACAAAGCUGCUGCUCACUUAAAGGGUGGUGCUAAGAAGGUCAUCAUCUCUGCUCCUAGCAAGGAUGCACCCAUGUUUGUUGUUGGUGUCAAUGAGAACGAAUACAAACCUGAGCUUAACAUUGUUUCCAACGCCAGUUGCACAACCAACUGUCUUGCUCCUUUGGCUAAGGUGAUUAACGACAGAUUCGGCAUUGUUGAGGGACUUAUGACAACUGUCCACUCCAUUACAGCCACCCAAAAGACCGUUGAUGGGCCAUCCAUGAAGGACUGGAGAGGUGGAAGAGCCGCCUCCUUCAACAUCAUUCCCAGCAGCACCGGAGCUGCCAAGGCUGUUGGCAAGGUUUUGCCAGCUCUUAAUGGCAAAUUGACCGGAAUGUCCUUCCGUGUCCCAACUGUUGAUGUCUCAGUUGUUGACUUAACUGUUAGACUUGAGAAGAAGGCUACUUAUGAGCAGAUCAAGGCUGCUAUUAAGGAGGAAUCAGAAGGCAAAUUGAAGGGUAUUUUGGGAUAUAUCGAAGAGGAUGUUGUAUCCACCGACUUUGUUGGUGACAGCAGGUCGAGCAUCUUCGAUGCCAAGGCUGGGAUCGCUUUGAAUGACAACUUUGUGAAACUUGUCUCGUGGUAUGACAACGAAUGGGGUUACAGUUCACGUGUUAUUGAUUUGAUUUGCCACAUUGCAUCUGUUGAGGCCUAGAAGCGUUAAAUAUUGCGGAAUGUGUUGGUUUUUGUUUUUUUGAGUUUGAAUAAGGGAAAUCUUUUGUGGAAGGUUUUUACUAGAGAUUUUUGGAAUAACGCUGGUACAUGUGUAAUGUCCUGAGGAUGAUGAUCGGGACUUCUUUUUUGGUUUUUUAGUAUGCUCGAUUGUACUUUUUUGUUUCGAGCUUUUAUCUGUUUAUUUCUUAGUAAAAAACACAUUUCUCAAUUGUAUCUGUUUCCAAAUAUGAUUCAGUUUGGUUGAUAUA